AUGGCAACUGGAUCUGUUCUUGUUACGGGAGGGACGGGCUAUAUCGGGUCCUUCACGGCCCUCGCCCUGCUCGAAGCAGGAUACAAAGUGGUUGUUGUCGACAACCUGUACAAUUCCUCACAGGAAGCCCUUAACCGGAUUGAAUUGAUCUGCGGAAAGCGCCCAGAGUUUGUCGAGCUCGAUGUUAGAGAUGAGGGGGCAUUUGAUAAGGUCUUCGACGCGCAUCCGGAUAUUGACAGCGUGAUUCACUUCGCUGCUUUGAAGGCUGUUGGAGAGUCCACCGAACGUCCGCUAGAUUACUACGACAUCAACGUCCAUGGUUCACUCUGCCUGUUACGCUCGAUGGUGCGCCACAAUGUAUACAACAUUGUCUUCUCGAGCUCAGCAACCGUGUACGGCGACGCCACGCGUUUCCCAAACAUGAUCCCAAUCCCAGAGGAAUGCCCCCUGGGCCCAACGAACCCAUACGGCAACACCAAGGUAGCGAUUGAAUCCGCUAUUACCGAUGUUAUCAACGCGGAGAGAACUAGAGCGCGGAAGGCUGGAAAGCCAGAAAAUGCGGAGAAGUGGAAUGCCGCUUUAUUGCGGUACUUUAAUCCCGCUGGUGCUCACCCCAGCGGAAUCAUGGGUGAAGAUCCUCAGGGUGUUCCAUAUAACUUGCUUCCUCUCCUAGCUCAAGUUGCAAACGGAAAGAGAGAAAAACUCCUCGUGUUCGGAGAUGGGACUGGUAAAGGAAGCACCGUUCUCGAAAUGGUCAAGGCCUUCAGCGCCGCUGUUGGACGAGACCUGCCUUACGAGGUUGCUCCUCGCCGUGAUGGAGACGUUCUGGACCUUACCAGCAAUCCCUCAAGAGCUAACAAGGAACUUGGAUGGAAGGCUCAACGAGACCUCCACCAGGCUUGUGAGGACUUGUGGCGAUGGACGGACAAUAACCCUCAAGGAUACCGACAGAGUCCGCCUGAAGAGCUGCUUGCGAAGCUGAAAGCAAAAUAA
Messenger RNA from Arthroderma uncinatum, 993 nucleotides. Its product is annotated as UDP-glucose 4-epimerase. Gene Ontology annotation, cellular component: cytosol. NCBI's taxonomy places the organism in Eukaryota, Fungi, Ascomycota, Eurotiomycetes, Onygenales, Arthrodermataceae. The transcript has 4 exons. Gene Ontology annotation, molecular function: UDP-glucose 4-epimerase activity. Gene Ontology annotation, biological process: beta-D-galactose catabolic process via UDP-galactose, Leloir pathway. The coding region runs from base 1 to 993 and encodes 330 amino acids. The record is from RefSeq and is a predicted model, not a curated record.